Molecule: messenger RNA, 2493 nt
Organism: Triticum turgidum subsp. durum (durum wheat)
Lineage: Eukaryota; Viridiplantae; Streptophyta; Magnoliopsida; Poales; Poaceae
Source: the annotation of a GenBank genome assembly
AUGCCCCGACCUCGACCCCGCGGGCGGGGCAAAACCAGAUCCGGCUCGCAAAGGAUGGAUCCCGAAGAGGGCACCACACCACCGGCUCCGGAACAGGUGGCGUGUGAUCCGUCGCAAGAAGAGAGUGCGGCGCCGGUGGUCGAAGAGAGGGCAGACACUGACGCGGUAGCGGGAGAAGACCAAGGGGCGAGUGAGAACGAGGCGGAACGGACACGCGAAGAGCUCGAGCGGACGGUCACGGAGCUCAGCAUCCAGAACGAGUACCUCAAGUCCCAGAUCGCCGGUGCUCAGCAGCUGGCGAAUAGCGCCGAGGUGGGAAUAGGCAGUGGGAGGGAAGACGAGGAUGACUCCGAGCUCGUUAGGAGCUUGAAGGAGCAGGUCGAAAGGCUUAGCAAGGAGGUUCAAGAGCAAAAACAGACGCAGAAGGUUGCGGAGGCGGCCCUCGAGCACGUCAAUAUGUCCUACGCCGAGGCGGACGACAAGGUUCAGGAGCUCACGGCGAAGCUCAACCAAGCUCAACUGAAGAUUGAAAAAGAACUAAAGGAACGAGAUGACAAAUAUGUUGAGUUGGAUACUAAGUUCCAGAGGCUUCACAAGCGUGCGAAAAACCGUAUACAAGAUAUACAGAAGGAAAAAGAUGAUCUGGAAGCUCGGUUUAAUGAGAUUAAUCAGAAGGCUAUGGAAACUGCUUCUCUACAGCUAGCGGCACAACAGGAACUGGAACGUGCUCGUCACCAGGCUAGUGAUGCUUUACGGGCAAUGGAUGCUGAAAGACAGCAACUGCGGACUGUGAACAACAAGUUAAGAUGUAAUUUUGACGAGACACGGCUUGCUUUGGAGGCCAGGAAUAAUGCCCUUGAGAAACUGCAACAGUCAAUGCUUGAAAAAGAGCAGAUGCUAGAACAAAUCCAAAGAUCAAUGCAGUCUGCGGAAGAAAAGAGGCAUGCAUCAGUUUCAGAGCUUUCUGCUAAGCAUCGCAAGCAAUUAGAGAGCUUGGAGGCACAGCUAGCUGAGGUUUCUGCAGAGAGGACAAAGGCAUCCAAAACUAUUCAAUCACUGCAGAUGGUACUCGCGGAGAAAGAUUCAAAAAUAACCGGAAUUGAAGCAGCAUCAACCGGUGAAGCUGCCCGGCUUAAAGCUACCUUGGAGGAGAUUAAAGGCGAGCUUACUCAUUUAAAGGACCAACAUGAGAAAGAAAGACAAAGCUGGGAAGCCGAAUGUGAAUCCCUUAGAGAAAAAUUGGAAGCAUUGGAAAGUGCGCGCUUUAGAUCUGAGAUAGAAUCUGCCAAAUUUAGAAAUCAAUUGGAAUCAGAGUUGUCAACGCAAAAUCAAUUGCUUCAAAACAAAGAUUCGGAUCUAAUUUCUGCGAAGGAGGAGAUCAGUCGACUAGAAAGUGAGUUUUCCGCGUACAAGAUCCGUGCACAUGCACUUUUGCAAAGGAAGGAUGCUGAGUUGAGCGCAGCUCAAAAUUCAGAUGUUCUUAAAGCACAUGAAGAAGCAAUAAGAGAAGCUGAAAAGGAGGUGGCAGCUGCCUUAGAAGAACGAGAUGAAGCGAUCCAGGACCUUCAAGUUGCUCAAUGCAGGCAUAGUGAAGAGAUUGAGGCAAGGGAUUUGGGUCUUGCGGAGUUGGACAAAAAACUGAAGAAUGUCAUGAAAAAAUUAGAUUAUGUUACCUCUCAAUUUCUCUCAGAAAAAGAAUCAUGGGAGAAAAAAUUGGCAAGUGUAGAGGAAAGCUGGAGAUUAAAAUGUGAGUCUAUGAAGGGUCAAAGCAAUGGCCAUGUUGAAGACCACCUUCAGAAGAACCUAGGGGAAUGGACACUGAAGUAUGAGAAAUUGAAGGAAGAGCAUGAAUCGUUCCGUGAUAUUUCUGAUAGAAUGAUUGAAGAGAAGGAACGGGAGAUAGCUAAACUUCUCAAUGCAAACAAGGAUCUUCAUCAUUCUUUAGAGGCUAAAGCAGCAGUCAGCAAACGUGACAAUCAAAGCCCAGGAUAUGUUAAACAGGAUGCACUAAGUAUUGAAUUGGCUGAGCAGCAAAUUCUGGUAACAACGGGGAUACGACAUCUCACAGUUUUCAGCUUACAAUUGUGUACAUUUCAGCUUCUUGCACGGCAACAAGCACAAAGGGAAGAAGAAUUGAGUCAGUCACAUAGGCAUAUCUUGGCGCUUCAACAAGAAGUUGAAGAUCUUGAGCGUGAAAACCGUCUUCAUGAUCAACAGGAAGCAAUGUUGAAGGCUGAGCUUCGGAAUAUGGAGAGAUCACAAAAGCGAGAAGGAGUAGAUAUGACAUACCUAAAAAAUGUGAUCUUAAAGCUUCUUGAAACAGGGGAGGUGGGGGCCUUGCUGCCUGUGGUUGCGAUGCUACUACAGUUCAGCCCUGACGAGCUCAAUAAAUGCCAACAUGGCGUCCUCUCAAAUGUCGCUUCCUUACCAGCUACAGCAUUGUCAGAUGGUGGAUCGACACCAAAUUCAUUCUUUGGAAGAUUCACAUUCUAA